AUGGACUCCCUGCCGAAGUACGAGACGGAAAUGCUCUACAUUGAGCCAUGGCAAGACAAGAAGGAAGCUCCAUACUACCGCACCGACCCCGACCCGGGCUUCGAGGUCAAGAACUACGACUGGACGCCCUACAAGGUUCAGGUGGCAGACUGUCGGUCCCGCAAGGACGACUUCACCCUGGACGAUCAUGCAUUCGCCUUCGUCGAUGACCCGGAGGGCGGCCGGCCGGAGCUGCUUCAAGCAAUCCGUGACAUCAAGACCGAGACCAUCGAGCGGGACUACUACGCCGCGGUGGAAGCCAUGGUCAAGCGCAAAACGGGUGCCGACAAGGUCGUCAUCUUCAACCACUCCAUCCGGAAGCGGGAUCCCGCCGAGGGCUUUUUUGGCAGGCCUGGAAAGCAGCAACCGGGAAAGACGGUGCACUGUGACCAGACACCCAAAGGCGCAAUCCGCAGAGCUCGACAGUAUGGUGGCGAGGAAGCAGAGGAACUCCUCAAAGGCCGGUUCCGCAUAAUCAACGUAUGGCGCCCCAUCAACGGACCGGUUGAAGACUGGCCGCUGGCGACCAUGGAUGGAAAGUCGCUGGAAGACGCCAACCUCCAUGCCACAGACCUGUGGAAGCACCAAUGGGAGGAGCUCGGCUCCACGUACAACAUCAGCCACGGCCCCGGCCAGAAGUGGUACUAUUUAGGCGGCCAGCGGCCCGACGAGGCUUUGCUGAUCAAAAUUUACGAUAGCAAGCCCGAUGUGCCGGCGAAACGUUUGUGUUCCUUGUUUCCAGGUUUCGAAGUGAAGAGAGUGUUGCUGAUCAUCCACUCGCAGUCUGCCCGCACUGUGCGUUUGAACAUCCGGAGACGAAGCCGGACGCUCCUCGUAGAGAAAGUAUCGAGGUUCGGUGUUUGGUUUUCGGAGGGCAUUAGCACGGCAAGUGGAAGUCAGGCUGUAGAUGUGGCACUCUUCAGAUGGGGCUUGUUGGCUGCGGAGUGCGGAUACGACAGCGUCACCGACGCAGCAAUACAUUUCGGACUCCUUGGUCUUUAG
Messenger RNA from Diplodia corticola, 1041 nucleotides. RefSeq names its product methyltransferase. Bases 1 to 1041 code for a protein of 346 amino acids. The record is from RefSeq and is a predicted model, not a curated record. Gene Ontology annotation, molecular function: oxidoreductase activity. Lineage: Eukaryota; Fungi; Ascomycota; Dothideomycetes; Botryosphaeriales; Botryosphaeriaceae. The transcript has 4 exons.